This is a messenger RNA of Orbilia oligospora ATCC 24927, 723 nucleotides long. RefSeq lists its product as uncharacterized. Bases 1 to 723 code for a protein of 240 amino acids. NCBI's taxonomy places the organism in Eukaryota, Fungi, Ascomycota, Orbiliomycetes, Orbiliales, Orbiliaceae. Gene Ontology annotation, molecular function: protein binding. Gene Ontology annotation, biological process: cytoplasmic translation. The transcript has 3 exons. The record is from RefSeq and is a predicted model, not a curated record.
AUGUCGGCGUCAGAAGAACAGGAACAAGAGCUCGAGGUCCUCGAGUCCAUCUACCCCGAUGAGUUAACGAAAAUCUCGGACAAGGAAUUUAGCAUCCGUCUCUCUCUCGAAGAACCCGACGUUGACGUCGACGCCGAGGGAUAUGAAGCCCCUAUCGUCUUCCUCCGGGUAACAUAUACACCGGAUUACCCAAAUGCCGCCCCGGACCUCUCCAUCUCCCUCGACUCCCCCUCCACCCAUCCGCUCACCUUCCCCGAUGACGAGGCCCCGCUAGUCUCCGCCCUCGAUACGGCCGUGGAAGAAAAUAUGGGGAUGGCAAUGGUUUUCACUCUAGCGACAACACUAAAAGAGACCGCGGAAUCCAUCCUUCGCGACCGAGCCGACGAAGCUAGACGGAUACGUGAGGAGGUAGCAAGGAUUGAGGAAGAAAAAGAAAUGGAGAAGUUUAGAGGAGAGCUGGUUACAAAGGAAGUCUUUGAGAAUUGGAGAUUAGCCUUUAUUAAAGAAACGAAGGAGAAAAAGGAACAAGAGGAGAGGGAGAGGGAAGAAGCCGAAGCUAAGGGACGGAGGAGUGGUAAUGUUAGUGGGGUUGGUACCGCUGGGAAGAAGUUGACGGGGAGGGAGCUGUUUGAGAGAGGUCUUGUGGGUGGCAUGGAUGAGGACGACGAGGACGAUGCACCGGAGGAAACGCCGGACGUUGGGAAGCUAGAAAUUAAGGCAUGA